Molecule: messenger RNA, 2080 nt
Organism: Plutella xylostella (diamondback moth)
Lineage: Eukaryota; Metazoa; Arthropoda; Insecta; Lepidoptera; Plutellidae
Source: RefSeq, a predicted model, not a curated record
GUUAUAUACUUGAAGUAGAUUUGGUGUAUCCGCGGAACUUACAUAGUGAACACGAUGAUUUACCAUUUUGUCCUGAAAAAUGCACCCCACCCGGAGGAAGAAAUAAAAAGUUAAUUCCAAAUCUGUAUGAUAAAUACAAUUACGUUAUUCACUAUAGGCAUUUAAAAACAUGCUUACAGCAUGGCUUAAUUUUGCAAAAAAUUCAUCGCGUGAUUACGUUUAAACAAAGAUCUUAUCUUAAAACAUAUAUCGACCUUAACACAAAACUUCGUCAAGAAGCUAAAUCAGUGUUUGAACAGGAUUUCUUUAAACUUUUAAAUAAUUCAGUGUUCGGAAAAACAUUAGAAAACAUCGAAUCCAGGGUUAAAGUUCACUUGGUGAAGCAAUGGAGUGAUACGACCAACAAAACCAAAAAGUCAUUGAGUGUUGAUAAACUAAUUGCAAGCCCAAAUUUCCACAGUAUCUCUGUUUUUAGUGAGAACUUAGUAGCUGUUCAGAUGAAACCUAAACGAAUCGUUAUGGAUAAACCGAUAUAUAUUGGAUUCUCAGUUCUUGAGCUAUCUAAAGCGCACAUGUACCACUUUCAUUACGAUAUUGUAAAACCAUAUUAUCAAGAUAGUGUUAAAAUGUGCUACACGGACACUGAUAGUUUUAUUUAUUCCAUAAAAUCAGAUGAUUUUUACCACGAUUUGAAAACUCAUUUCCUAAAAUAUUUUGACACGAGUAAUUACAGCAUUCAGAACGAAUACGACCUACCUUGCAUUAACAAAAAAGUACCAGGUCUGUUUAAGGAUGAAAUGGGUGGGAGGAUAAUAACAGAGUUCGUGGGUCUAAGAUCCAAACUGUACUGUGUAAAAACUCAAGAUAUGGUUAUAAAAAAGGCUAAAGGUGUCAAAGCAUGUAUAGUUCGAGAUCUGACUGAUUCAGACUAUAAAUCCGUCCUUCAUAAAAAUAAUGUCAUCCGCAAGAAAAAUAUUUUGUUUAGAUCGAUCCGCCAUGAAUUAAUUACGAAAAGCAUUAAUAAAGUAGCUCUAUCUCACAACGAUGACAAAAGAUUGAUACGUAGCGAUAAAAUUAGUACAAUAGCCUGGGGUAGUAAACAUAUUUUGUGAUCUGUUGAUUACUUUGAUAUUAAAUAUAAAUACAUAGUUUUAAUAUAGUAUAGUUAAGUACCCUAAAUGUAAUUAUGAUUAUAUGAGUGUAAGUAGAUAUAAGAAUGUAAUCAAUUAAAAUGUUUUUUAAUAAUAAAAUCAAAGCAGAAUAUUUAUUUGUUUUUUUUUAGACCUAUUCUAAAUUCAUAAAAAUGCUAUACAUAGGUAGGUAUAUUAUUCACUAUCAAAUAGUUUGAUGGAAAACAACCAAACACGUGUAGCUCACUAAUGUAGCUCACACGCCCCGUGUCUGCGUCAGCAAAAACAAGUCUAUACUUGUCUAUACUGCCGGCACUCUUUGUAAUAAAAUCGAAGGUAUUCUACUGGAAAACUGCAACGCAAACAUUUUUGCAAGUGUGAAAAAGAUAGUAUGUUAUAAAACAUGGUGUUUUCAAAUUGUCGAUGUUGCAUAUUCAUUAUGUUUUCACAACACGUGGCUACUGCGUAAAGUGCAACGCAAACGUUUGUCGUGCGCACGAGCACCUCACUGUUAAGACUCGGACCAUUCUCAAACAAAACUCUACAAAAUGUCACAAUCGAUCCUGAAUGAAUCUAGUCCAUACGGGUUAGGUACGCCGCAUUCAUUCGACCAGCUGCAGUGCGGACAAGUCUGGUUCGACAGCGAUGUUGAAGAGGUGCGGCCACCAAGCCCAGAGAGAACCAUCACCAAAAAGAAAAGUGUUGCGACCAGACAGUCCAGAAAACGGCGGGCGGAGGAUGACUCCACAACCUCUUACGUGAUGAGCAAAUCACCGCGACCAGGACAUCGGCUCGUGAGAAUUGAGGUUGUGGAUCUGAACAGCAGCACUAGUGACAGUGAGUGUGUGGUGCUAAAAGCACAGUACGUUGUGACGCAUCCGGUAGAUGAAAUAAUAGACAUGACGGAAAACCUCGUGAAAAAAAUAACAAAGACUAUGUGUAGCUCUUAA